Messenger RNA from Plectropomus leopardus (leopard coralgrouper), 4905 nucleotides. RefSeq names its product ras and Rab interactor 2-like. NCBI's taxonomy places the organism in Eukaryota, Metazoa, Chordata, Actinopteri, Perciformes, Serranidae. The record is from RefSeq and is a predicted model, not a curated record. Gene Ontology annotation, cellular component: endocytic vesicle; cytosol. Gene Ontology annotation, molecular function: small GTPase binding; guanyl-nucleotide exchange factor activity. Gene Ontology annotation, biological process: vesicle-mediated transport; signal transduction.
GCUUCUCGCAAGAGUUUGGGACCAUGGAGUCAGCCGGCGCCGGACAGACUCCGUUCACUUGAUUUUCCACAGCUAAAAUUCUGAAAAAUACUUAUUAAUAAUCAUAGGUAGCGAAGAUAGCAUUAGCCGACAUGGAGCUAUAAUGUCUUUUACAGCUCCAGAAACUCGUCGGAGCAGCGGAGUUUUCUUCUGCCGAGCUGGAAGAGCAGUCCUGCUGUAACAGAACGUUCAGACAACAGACGGAGACAACUAUACAGACAACAUGUCCAGCACCAUCAGUCAACCCUGCAAGCAGGAGAGGAAAGGCAGUUUCUUUAAGCUAAUCGACUCAUUUGCCUGGGAAAUCGGCACACUGAAAAAGGAGAUGGGUAAGAAGACUAAGCCUACAGAAGGAGGCCCAGAGACAGAUACACUCCUUGGAAUGGGUGAAGAGGUGGGAGGUCUCUUCCUGCAGGCCUCUCCUCGGGCUGGGAUCGGAUCAGGGCUGUCUGGGGCCAGAGAUUCGGGCUACGACUCUCUUCAUCGGCGGCUCAGUGUUCUGGACAGACUGGUGCACACACACGCUGUGUGGCUACAGCUGGGCCUAAGCCACCAGGAUGCCACACAGAUCCUGCAGAGCCAACCCACUGGGACAUUUGUGGUGAGGAAGUCCACCAGCCUGCAGAGGAAGGUAAUAUCUCUCCGCAUGAACAAAGACUCCGCAGUUCCCGUCAAAGACUUCCCCGUCAAGGAGAGCCAGUACACUUUCUCUUUGGUGGGAUCAGGCCUGAGCUUUGCUGACCUGUUCCGCCUUGUGGCUUUCUGCUGCAUCAGCAGGGACGUGUUGCCCUUCACUCUGAAGCUUCCAGAAGCCAUCGCUUCGGCCAGAACAUCUGCUGAACUUGAGGAGGUUGCUAAACUUGGAGCAGGUUUCUGGGAUGCUCAGGCUGGCCUCGGGAGGAAGGACUUCGUUUCCUUGUCUGGAAUAGCUGCUCCCGACAGACCACCUCCCCCCGCCCAGAGACCAGUCUCCUUGGCCACCACAUCAGGGCGCCCUCGGCUUCGAACUCGCACCCCAUCAGAGCUCGAGUGUUGCCAGUCCAACGGAGCGCUUUGCUUUAUCAAUCCCCUCUUCAUAAAGGUGCACCAAUCAGAUGGCGACCACAGCACAGCUUCAGAUCCCUCUGGUACCGCAAAGCAAGGCCUGAGGGAGGAACUAGAAACCAACAACAAGGACAGUCAAGAAAAUCCUCCAAACUGUAGCUCAGAUCAGACUGACAGCAGCCAGUCAGCUAAAAAAAACCUUCAGAACCUUGGCAAAAACGCAGAGCUACAGGACGAUACCAGCCGAACCAGCAGCAACAGUCAGAAGCUAAGCAUUGCAGAAAGCGUGCCACGAUCACCACCUCCACGUCCACCCCCACCUCGCUUCGCGCCGCAGCACUCAGCCCCUCUCCGACAGCGCAGUAUGCCUGAGAAGAUCUCCUGGAUCAAUGUCCCCAAGGAGAAGGCAGAAGAGAGGGAGAGGGGCAGCAGCAUCCUUUCUCGUCUGGGCUCCUCGCUAAGCAUCAGCCCCUCAUCCUCCCCUCCCAAGAGACUCAGCAUCAGUUCACCCAUAUCCAUCCCCCGGCCCUCCCUGCCCAUCUCUCUAUCAUCGCUCUCCUCCUCUCCACGGCGGGCCAAGGCCUCGCCAUCAUCCAGCCAAGAGGAUGCCCAGUGCCACUUGGCUCUGGAGGACCAGACGAUUGAGCAGGCCCUCAUUAGGGCCAGACUGACUCAGCGUAAUGCUACCAGAGCCCCCGCCCAAGACGCCAGCAACCCUCCAGACCCUUCACCGAUGACAGCAAGCAAGCCGGGAGAUGUGACAGAAGAAGAAACAGGCGAGGAAUGUAGUGGUGGUGGCCAACGGCUGAGUGACAUGAGCCUUUCCACAGAUUCUUCCGACUCUCUGGAUUUCUCCCAGUCCUCAGCCUUCUUCCUCCCUCCCCUGCAUGACCCCAGCCCCCCCACUGUUGCUGACUUUAACACCCAUCUCCCCCUGUCCCUCCCACCAUCCCACCUGCCUUACUGCAGCAUGGAGGAGGACGAUGACGACGAGGACGACGACGAUGAAGACGAGCCUGACUACGGUGUCAGUCUCGAGAGUGAUCAGGACCAAGACCAGGACUUGACCAUGGUGCCUCCAGGCUACCGCACCAAGCGUCGUCCAAGCGCCAGUGCUUUAGUCCUGCAGAAGGCUCUGCGAGGGCACCUACGAAAGAUGAGUGGUGUCUUCAACUCACUGCUGACGCCCGAGAAGAGGGCGAUCCGCAGGGUGGUGGAGCUGUCCAGGGAUAAAGGCUCGUACUUUGGUUGCCUGGUGCAGGACUACCUGAGCUACAUGGGCGAGGGUGCGGGCACCCAGGCCUGGCAGGGCUAUGCUUCAGGACUGGAACUGCUGCAGACUCUCCGCCAGUUUAUCACACAAAUGAAGAGCUACCUGAGACAGAGCUCUGAGCUGGAGCCGCCAAUUGAGAGCCUCAUUCCUGAAGACCAGAUUGACCAAGUCCUGGAGAAGGCCAUGCACAAGUGCGUCCUGAAGCCCCUCAAACCGGUGGUGAGCGUGGCCCUGCAGGAGUUCCAGGUGCGCAGCGGGGAUUGGCAGGAGCUGAAGGAGAACCUGGCAUUGGCGAAGGCCCGGCAGCCGCAGGAAAUGGGCGUGGCCGACACUCUGCCCCCGGACCCCGUGGCCAUAGAGAAGAUCAAGCACAAGUUCCACACCAUGAGCAAACUGUACUCUCCAGAGAAGAAGGUCACCAUGCUGCUGAGGGUCUGCAAGCUCAUCUACACCAUCAUGGAGGACAACUCAGGUCGUCUGUACGGUGCUGAUGACUUCCUGCCUAUGCUGACCUAUGUGUUGGCCCAGUGCGACAUGCCCCAGCUGGACAACGAGAUCCUUUAUAUGAUGGAGCUGCUGGACCCCUCUCUGCUCCACGGAGAAGGUGGUUAUUACCUGACCAGCGCGUAUGGAGCCAUGUCCCUGAUCAGAAACUUCCAGGAGGAGCAAGCAGCCAGAGUGCUGAGCUCUGAAACCAGGAACACGCUGCACCAGUGGCAUCGCCGGCGCACCACGCAGCGUUCUGCACCAUCCAUCGACGACUUCCAGAACUACCUGCGGGUGGCGCUGCAGGAGCUGGACAGCGGCUGCACGGCCAAAACCCUCCAGGUGCAACCUUACGCCACCGUGGAGGAGGUGUGUCAGCUGUGUGCCCAGAAGUUUAAAGUGUCAGACCCCGAGAACUACAGCCUGUUCCUGGUGAUGGAGGGCAGCAGCCAGCAGCUGGCGCCGGACACCCACCCUCAGAAGAUCAAGGCCGAGCUCCACAGCCGCUCCCAGGCCACACCCUUCCACUUUGUCUUUCGCCGCGUGGCCAAAGGAAACACCUCGUCGUCAGCUCCCCUCGAUCUCACACCCAACCUCAAUGACCUCACUGUGACCUCUGACCCCAACCUGAAUGACCUGAGCACGGACCUGUCAGCUCCUUCCCCUCAGCCCAUUCUCGGCUCCGGCCUCAGCCGCUCUCUGAGCCUCAGCCUGCCGCCCAGCCACCUCAACGGCAACUCUAUAUCUAUAUGACUGCAAGAGUCUGAAGGGGGUCUUUGUGUCCCAGCUGUGACAGUAUCAGCCAUUCUCUCCGACAAACACGCCUCCAUACAGGCCUUCAGCGGGGCACGACUCUGUGUCGUGCCAGCCUUUGCAAAAACUUCUCCUUUUGGAUGGCACGUCUGUCUCAGUCAACAUCCCCUCGCUGGAAAGUUCUGUCAGACAGACACGGUGAAAGAGGAAAAGAAGAAAGGAGGGAAGGAAAUGAGAGGAUUUUUUUUUUUUUUUUACUUCCUCGGCUCUAUAUUUGGUAUCUGAACAACUCUCAAAGUCUAAGCACAGAGUUAAAGCAGAGGUGAUGAGCUGACGCUCCUGGCUUAAUUCUGGGGCUUCAUGUGCAGAUUCAGGGUCAGCUGUUAUUGUUACCUUUAGAGGGAAAUCGGAGCUCAGAUCCAUGUGAGACUAAUCUUUGAUCAGUCACUUUAAAUAUACAGCAGAUUGUUUAUUUAGGUGAUAGCUAUAACUAUGGUGUACUUAACAGUUGCUGGUAAACUGUUUUGGUAUGUUGUUUGUGUUUUUAACCUGUUAAUCCUUUUGAUUGUUUAUUUGUUUUGUUGGGUUUGGCGACACCCAGUGGUGGCCAGUGAGUAUAACAAGAGUUUCAUCUAAAACAGAACACUUAAAGCCUCAGGUGGGAAGCGAUAUUCGAUAUGGAAAAAAAAGAAACACAGUAGAUGUAAAAAAAACAAAAAAAAGUAUCUAUGUUAUAUAGUAAAAAGUAUCUUUAUUGAUUUCUAUUAGAAGAAUCCAGUUCCAUUAAAUAUAUGAACCAUUUUUCAUUUGCAUUGAAUGGCUACUUGUGGUGGCAAACACACACGUGUGUUCCUAAAGUAUACUUUCAGAGUUCUGUUUGAAACAGAAUGUUUGGCCUGCAGGUUUUGCAUUCGACAACUUUCACAAGCAUUAAACCUGAAAAAAAAUUCUAGGAUUUCUUUAAAAAAAAAAAUGUAAUAAGCAACUUGGCAAGAAAUGUUCUGCAAACUGCAAAAUAAAAUACUGAAAGAUGACAACAAAAAAUGAUCUGAAAUUUAACUUGAUGUUAUCAAAAUAUGAGUGAAACAUGUCCAGAAAACUAUAUUAAUAUUUUUCUUAAUGUUAUAUUGAAAUUCUGUUACAGACAAAAAGGAAUAAACAGUAUAAUAUAUGUAUGUAUUAUUACUCUUUAAAUAUUUUUCAGCCCUUUCUUCAGGUUUUAUACUGGCUAUUUCCAAGUAAUUUUCCUGUAACUCUCUUUCUUAUUUCUGGCUAAUUUUUGGGCCAUUUCUUGUUAAGUUGUCUGUCGG